AUGGAGAGCCUCAGCCACCCCAGCCUGAGCGCGCAGCAGCAGCUCCGCUCCUUCAUGUCGCUCCCCGCGGACGACGAGAUGGCGCAGCUGAUCCUCGAGGAGCUGUCGUUCUCGCGGCGCGCGUUCACGGGCGUGGCGGCGGAGAUCGCCACCUCGCCGUCGAGCAAGUCGGCGUCGGGGCUCAACUCGAUCUCCGAGGACGACGAG
Messenger RNA from Phytophthora sojae, 207 nucleotides. RefSeq lists its product as hypothetical. The transcript has 2 exons. The record is from RefSeq and is a predicted model, not a curated record. The annotation marks the transcript as partial. NCBI's taxonomy places the organism in Eukaryota, Oomycota, Peronosporomycetes, Peronosporales, Peronosporaceae.